Molecule: messenger RNA, 768 nt
Organism: Chiloscyllium plagiosum (whitespotted bambooshark)
Lineage: Eukaryota; Metazoa; Chordata; Chondrichthyes; Orectolobiformes; Hemiscylliidae
Product: urocortin-3-like
Biological process (GO): cellular response to nutrient levels; hormone-mediated signaling pathway; digestion
Cellular component (GO): extracellular region
Molecular function (GO): hormone activity; corticotropin-releasing hormone receptor 2 binding
Source: RefSeq, a predicted model, not a curated record
CGCUUGUGUUAGACCCCAAGAGAGGACAAAGAGAGAGAGAGAGAUGAGAUCUGGAAGCUGGAAUCUGAAAAUAUAAAUCAAGCAGGUUCAUUGAGGCGGAGAGACGCUGGUUACAUCUGAUCUGUCCGAGAAAGCUAACACGCACAGGAAUUUUCUCAACAAGCAACCAACCACUGAUCAGACCAGACCAGGAUGUUCAGUCAGAGCUUCAUGAUGCUCUCAAUUCUCCUCGUCGUGUCCUUUGUGUCACUGAAAGGUCACGAGGUCAAGGGUGAAAGGUUUGUGGGCAGCUACAGCAAUGAGGAAAGCACAGCCAAGAUGGCGGAGGAGGAGGAGGAAAUGAAAAGCCUGCUGGCCAUACGAAUCCUUGACCCGAGUCUCGGAAACCCCAUGGCAGCUGAGGGGAGUGACCGGUAUCCUGACCGCUCACAAGUCAAACGUGAAGACCCCGCAUUGGUCCGCCCCCUUGAUGCGGUGACCUAUUGGCCCAGGAGGACAUUCACCUUGCCAUUCCAGUACACCUUCGACAUGCAGAGGGGGAGGGAGAUGUUGCUGUCCAGGAGGAAUAGCAAGGGUACCAGGUUCUCCUUGUCCCUGGAUGUGCCCACCAACAUUCUCAGCAUCCUCAUUGACCUUGCCAAGGCAAAAGAUAUGAGGGCAAAAGCUGCUGCCAAUGCUGCUCUGAUGGCACGGAUUGGAAAAUGAGCAAAAGAAAAAUUAACUUGUAUCUAAAGUGUGGCUUUUUAUUCAUGUUCUGAUUAUUUAUUG